Molecule: messenger RNA, 1015 nt
Organism: Cynara cardunculus var. scolymus (artichoke)
Lineage: Eukaryota; Viridiplantae; Streptophyta; Magnoliopsida; Asterales; Asteraceae
Exons: 3
Coding region: 141-806 (221 amino acids)
Source: RefSeq, a predicted model, not a curated record
AAUCAGUCGAUUUAACAGACCCCCUCAAUUAUUUUCUCAUUUUUUGCUUCAAUUUCUCCAUUUUUCCACCAUUACAAUAUCAGGAGCUGAGUAGGUGAUGGUUGGUUAGAACAAUCGUUGCAGUUGAAGUUAUAGAAGAAAUGGGUGCCUGUGCUUCAACACAUCGCAAAGCUUCUGCUAUGAAGGUACAUGUAUCAUCUGGAUUUAAUCGUAAACCAGACGAUCAUCCCUUCAUCCCUCCUUCACCUACUAAAGAAAAACCUCCGAUCAUCAAUGGCAAUGUUGCUGUUAAACCUCAGUGGCCUCCUCUUCAUUCAACCGAAAGUUCUCGCGAUUUUGCUAGUAAAGAGGAGACGUUUUUCGAUUCCCAAGCAUGGUUAGAGUCGGAUUGUGAAGAUGAUUUCAUGAGUGUUAAUGGAGAAUUUACACCGUCAAGAGGCAAUACUCCGGUACACCAUAGCUUCUCUGCCGGAAUCCUGCGAACCAAGGGAGGAGCCGCCACCAUUGAUGACCAGAAACCUUCUAUUACCCCAUCUAAUCCAACAAAGAAGAAAAUGAGACUUUCCGAUCUUUUCAAUGAAAGCCUAAGAGAGAAGCAUGAUGUCGAUGAGGAAAAUGAUGAAGCAGCCAAUGAAAAUGGGGUGGUCGGGAGACAUGGAGCGGUGGCUGUAGAUGGUGGUGGUGGGGGGUUUAAGCCAAAGAGGGAGAGGUGGGCGGAGUCUGUGCAGGUGCACGGCUGCUUACCGAGAUUGCUUUCUAGCUGUAGGCCCGUAACUCCUCAACAAACAGAAGGACAAACCAAAUGAGGCCCGCCCCAGAGCAGGGCUAGGAUCGUUGUUGGGUUUUGUUGGUUCCCUGUCUCUAUUCGUGUCGAUUGUAUAGUAAUGAAAUGCGGUGCAUCCGGAUAUCUGAUUAUUACAUAAAGGCAAGUAUACGUGUAUGUUUUUCUGGAUAUCUAAAGGCCAGAUUGUACCGAAACAGAACAACUUUUUAAAAAAAUGGGUGAUUUCCAUGA